AUAUAACUGUUUUUUCUUCGAUUAAGCUUUUCCACCUAAACGUUUUUCGUGUUCAAACAUGCCUAGCAAAGGUGUUGGGAAAUAAUUUAUGUGAAGAAGUUGAGAUUCAACCAUAAAAUCAAUUGGCAAUAUAGAGAGUUGCCCAACCUUUUAUAAGCCCAUGUGGGACUCAUUCUCAACAUUAUGCACACUCAUUUUACUUCUCUAACCAAUUGAAUUGAACAAAUCAAAGCAGAGUGAAAAAUCGAAAUUAAAGCGGUCUGCAGAAGGUGAAAAAUAGUGUGCAGAGCUCAAUUCCCGUGAUGCCUCUCCAAAUUAAUUCAACUAUGUAUUAUAUAUAAACAUAUUCUCUGCCUCUAACUUGGACGUGUGCCUAUAGUCAUCACAUGUCAUAAAGCGUGGUAUGUUGCUACUUCCUCCAUUGGUCACUGUAAAGCUUUUCUUUUGGAGCUUCCCUCUCUCCACCUCUCGAUCAUAUGAAAUAUUAGGCACAUCCUCACCAGCUUUUAUUGCAUAUUAGGUUUCUAUCUUUUGAAGGAUUGUCACAUGCGAGAGAGAGAGAGAGGAAUCACUUGCAGCUUCAUCUCAAAUUAACUUUUGAACUUUCUCAUGCAUCAGUUGUAUUUUGAAGAAUUUAGGAGUCGUGAUCACAUGACAAAAUCUAGUUGGGGUGUUGUUCUUUGGUCUAAGAAUUGGUUUACAGUUUAAAAAGUUACUGCUUUUUUUUUUUUUCUUUCUGGGUUUUCGGAUCCCCUUCUACAUUUUUUUGACCAGCUGAGUUUUAUAAAUUAUAAACUACUGGAGUCUUGUUCCCUUUCCUCCUUCAUGGCUUCAUUGGGUCUGCUCAACUUUUGCAUUCCCCAAUGAAUAUUUGACCUUUAGCGCUUCUCACUCUCUCUCCCUCUAUCUCUCCCCCUCUCUUCCUCUCUCUCUCUCCCCCUCUCUCACUCCCACACUAUUAUAAUGUUCACACUAGUCUGCACUGGCUUACAACACUGAGGCAGUUUGGUUAGUUAACUGGACUGGGAGGGACAGAUCGGCUGUAGAGAUUUCUUGUGCUUGGAAAUUUUGUUUGGCUUUAGAUUUGUGUCCGUUUGGCUAAGAAGUUUGUUCUGGUUGUUGCAAUGGGGAAACUAAGUAUGGGAAGGGUGCUGGACAGGUUUUGUAUUUCUUCAACUGGCUCUGGUUCUUGUUUCUGUAUGAACUGGUCGGAAAAUCUUGACGAGUUCGAAAGCAGUCCGUUGGUAACCGGCGAAAAGGAUCAGUUUCUAAAACUGAAGGAUGUUGUCGCCGGAAAACAGACGUUGGCCUUUCAGUUGAAGCCCAAGAUGGUAGUGCUAAGGGUUUCCAUGCACUGCCAUGGCUGUGCCAAAAAAGUUGAGAAACAUAUCUCAAAGAUAGAAGGCGUGACGUCGUACAAAGUAGACUUGGAGAGCAAGAUGGUGGUUGUGAUUGGAGACGUUCUUCCCUUCGAAGUGCUAGAGAGCAUUUCCAAGGUUAAAAAUGCAGAGAUUUGGAACUCCCCAUGCUGAGAUGAUAAACUAUAUAUAUGUGUGUGUGUCCAUUGUCAUAAUGUACACUAUGAUACACAUUUUUAAGUUCGGUGUAUGUGCCCUAUAUAUGCAGCAAUCUCUUGUCGAACCAUCCUGUAUAUUAUCUGUGUCAAAUUAACUUGGGUUUGAGACUGUUAUCUGAUGUCGAAAAUGAAAGUGUUGUAUUAUUUAUUUAGAA
Molecule: messenger RNA, 1731 nt
Organism: Pyrus x bretschneideri (Chinese white pear)
Lineage: Eukaryota; Viridiplantae; Streptophyta; Magnoliopsida; Rosales; Rosaceae
Product: protein SODIUM POTASSIUM ROOT DEFECTIVE 2
Exons: 3
Coding region: 1125-1532 (135 amino acids)
Molecular function (GO): metal ion binding
Source: RefSeq, a predicted model, not a curated record